This is a messenger RNA of Ectocarpus sp. CCAP 1310/34, 1857 nucleotides long. The record is from the annotation of a GenBank genome assembly. NCBI's taxonomy places the organism in Eukaryota, Phaeophyceae, Ectocarpales, Ectocarpaceae.
GUCGGUUCAACAAGAGCUAUCGCAUAAAAUGGCCGUUCUCCGAGAACAAGCAACACAGCUGGGCCUGAAGCACGAACGCUACAAGACAGCGACACGCCUGAACGAGGAGAUCAGUGCGGAGGUGGACGCCUUGCUGCGAAAAAUGGAACAGAGAACCAAGACACACGGGGAGGAGGUACACGCCAUUCGGCAGGAGGUUCUGCACUUGAGACAGCAACUAGAGUCAACUUUCAGGAAGACUCUCAAGGACCUAGGGGGCACCUAUCGACGCAAGGUGACAAACGCGUCAAGCCAUCCUGGCGUAGAUCAGAGGUCUGUCGCUCUAAAGGAGAAUAUCGCAAAGGCUCCCUUGUAGUGGUUUGGUGCCUCUCUUGCGGCAACCUCUCUUGCGGCAAUUUCUCAACACCACACGUUUGGGAGAGAGCAGUCGAAAUGGGUUGACGUUGGUUCGCAACAACUCGAGAGCCUCUGUGAAUUGGUUUUCCGCAGGUAGUCGGUAUUCGUUGCCGUGCUUGAGGUGGAGCAGCCCAAAGUUCCGCUGUGUGUAUGAGGCAGCGAGGUUCACCCCCGUGAUGGUAUUCUUGUGAUUUCGAAACUACGCGCAAUCGUGGGUCAAAAGCUGCCGAUUCAGGUGUCUAGUCUGGAUAUCGCCACCGUGAAACAUGGACAAGUACGGCAAUAUCGGCUCUAUAUUGGGUUUAGGAGAGAACGGAAAACUCUGACAACACCUCAAACUUCAAAACCAGUUCAUCGCCUAUCUCGGAGGUGGUGUCAGUUCAAGUUGUUGCGUGAAGCCUCUGGCUCCUACGUCAAGUGACGUUACCAUUAUGGCGAACCCUCUGGACCCACGCAGUUUGUGUUGGAAGUUGAGUGCAAGGGCCAAAGGGGGCUACAGAGUACUUGAGGAGAGUGACAAUUUAGGCUGCUACAUGGUACAAUUCGCAGAUGUUGUACUCAGGCCCUGUGUCAUUCAUUGCACGCACCUCGCCUCCAUGCUUUGGUGGCUUGUUGUUCUGAGAAUACUUUCAAUUAUAUAUAUUAUGGGAGCGACGUCGAACAUUUUCGGGUGGAACAAUCGUACCCCUUCGCAUUCGAGCAUAGGCCUUCGAAGCUCUGGCGAGUGAAGCAAAGACGGACAUGCGGGCGAACAAGAUUUUGAGGGAGGAGAUGGCCUUGCAAGAAGUAGGUGCUUGUUGGUCCAUCGGCAGUGGUAGCGCUGUGGGGGCCAUGCGUGUUGCCUGAUCGCCCCCCCGCCUUAAGAUGGGUGAUGGUUCAUAGCCUGGCUAGUGAUGAAGCAAUUUCUUCGUCUAUUCUAGGAACCCGUAGAGAUACCUCUAGGACAGGGCAUACCACCGUGCCGUCAUGUGCAUGGUAAUUCGCUCUUCUAGCUUGUAGCCCUCCUCUUUCAUCCAGGGUGUGACGAGGGGUAGGCCUCCUCGACAAAACAAAACGAUGAUCGACGCCGCUCGGGAAGGUGAGGGCGAGGUUUGAUUGUUCGUUUGACUGUUCGGGAUACUUAAUUUGUAGGGGACUCCACCACCAGUCCAAGCAAUGCGGUCUACUUUACACGGGGGGGGCGUUUCGUCUCCCUUUGCUCUUGUUGGUCUAAUCCUUGAGUUUCUUCGUAAAUGUUUGCAUUUUCUUUUGCUUGUUAGGUGUUCUAGGCAAGCUUAGGACCACGAAAAAGCAUAUGCUUGCGAAAAAGCAUAUGCUUGAUUUAAAGAGCACAAAAGAAGGCUUGCGGUAGAGAGAUCUGAGUGACACUAAGUGUGGCGACACCAACAACACCCCGUCGUCCAUCUGAAACAACGCCGAAACUGUAAACUCAUGAGUCCCAUCUGAAAUGAUAGGUUUGUC